Camelina sativa (false flax) is the source of this 1099-nucleotide messenger RNA. The record is from RefSeq and is a predicted model, not a curated record. NCBI's taxonomy places the organism in Eukaryota, Viridiplantae, Streptophyta, Magnoliopsida, Brassicales, Brassicaceae.
AUGUGUGAAUCAAUUGGUGUUCUUGAUACAAUUUGCAAUCCACUCUUGCUCAAGUUUCGCUUGAAAUUUCAGAACCAUGUUAAGUUGAGAUAUUUUAAGGUUUCUCUAUUUUUUUUUUUUCUUUUUUUCGGCUGUUGGGUGAAGAUAGAUCAUCAAAUUGGAUAUGGUGUUGAAGUGACUGGGUUAUCUCCAUCUGUUACCGAGAAAUAUCUUAUUGAUUUCUUCUCUUUCUCUGGUACAAUCCAAUAUAUAGAUAUUGUCAGGUCAGGUGAGCAAGCUUGCACUGCUUAUGUGAUGUUCAGGGAUUCUUAUUCUCAAGAAAUUGUUGUUUUACUCAGUGGGACAACAAUAUUGGAUCAGCGUGUUUGCAUUACUUGUUGGAGACAACAUCACAAAGAGUUCUAUUUCUGGAAUGCGACUCUGCGGGGUUUUGAAGAUGAAUCAUACUCAAAUCCUCAUGCUCAACGAGGCAAGUUCAACGCUGGAGAAGCAGUGACUAAAGCUCAAGAAGUGGUGAAAACAAUGUUUGCCACAGGAUUCGUGCUAGGCAAAGACGCUUUAAGCAAAGCUAAAACCGUUGACGAAUCCCACGGUGUAUCAGCUGCGGUGAUGGCUAGAGUUUCCCAAUUAGAGCAGAGGAUUGGUCUCACUGACAAAAUCUUUACCGGACUUGAAGCUGUAAGAAUGACCGAGCAAAGAUUUUUUUGGGAGGCGGUUAGGACCACAUCUUCGUUACUCGGUUUAUCCUUUUCCUUCUUCAAGUAUGUUCUGAAGCUGGAUCGGAGUUCCCGAGGAUCACCAAAUCUGUGGUCAACAAGUGCGAAUGAAAAGAGUGGAUUCAUCAACCUCGUGUCACGUUAUCUCAGGCUAAGCAUAGAUUAAUUCCUUAUGUUCCAAUGUUAGUGCCGCCAAGGAGAUGGAAAGGAUAUGCUUUCAAACUUCUUUCUUCUUUGGUUCUUAAUACUUACGAUUCAUAUUUUUUAAUUGAGAACCUCAUGCCCACACAUUGUUUUAUAUAGACAUGUGUGUUUGUAGCACUUAUGUGUACAAGUACUGCCACAUUUUCUUCAUAUAUGACAAGUGUGGUUACUUCUUUUUA